Messenger RNA from Phycomyces blakesleeanus NRRL 1555(-), 1807 nucleotides. RefSeq lists its product as hypothetical. The coding region runs from base 22 to 1425 and encodes 467 amino acids. The record is from RefSeq and is a predicted model, not a curated record. NCBI's taxonomy places the organism in Eukaryota, Fungi, Mucoromycota, Mucoromycetes, Mucorales, Phycomycetaceae. The transcript has 2 exons. Gene Ontology annotation, molecular function: transferase activity.
AAACAACAAGCAACAACAAUAAUGUCACGUCUCUUGAUGUCCUUGACGUGGAGAAGAUUGAGAUGGACUAGAUUUAUACUUUACUUCCUUGGUCUGGCUCUUGUCUACCAUUUUGGUGUGACACUAUGGAACUCACAAGAAGAUCAACAACAACAACAACAACAACAAUCGUCAUCAUCCUUUUUGUCAUCACCAAAUACUACACCUGGUCAAAAGAACGAAAAAGGGUCCGGACGACUUGACUUUCCUUGGUACACGCAGUCGCACCCGGCCUUAGAUAUCCCUCAUAUCUCAGACAAGUUCACCACCAAAGAUCUCUCGAGCACCGAGCGCCAGCAACUCCAGGACAAGGCCGUGGCAGAUGCCAGGGCGUCAAUGGUCGAACGGGUCGGAGAGAUAGUCGGAAUCCCUGGUAGCCGGAUGACAACUACAGAAAAGGCGGACAGGCUCAGAGCCUUGGUUGAAUGCUGGACAGGACAGGGCGAGUGGGUCAAGGAUGCAGAAAAUGCCUUUAGACUGACACACAUGCAAGAUCCGGUCUAUGGCAAGUGCGACAAGAAGUUUUACAAGACCAAUCCGAAAUCAAGCCAUCGACCGGCAACAGAGUACUCCUGGAAGACCAGUCUUACUUCUUCUUCUUCUUCUUCUUCUUCUUUGUCGUGUCCACUGCCAGAAAAGGUGGAUGUACAAAAGUGGUGCGAGGUUCUUAAUGGAAGGCAUCUUUUGCUUGUCGGAGAUCUUGUUCAGUACCAGCUCCAUGAAAUUCUCCUUGAUGCAAUGCGCGAUGGACCGACUGUAUGCUUUGGUGAAUUGAACUGCAAAGAACACAGUAUCUGUACUGAGCCAGAGACUCACUUGCGUUAUCUUCGCAAUGAUAUCCUGUCGAUUAACCGUCGACUGGAUAGUGCAGGAGAGCACCCUGCAGUAGAUAUUGUCGAGUGGCCGUUUGUGCCGACGAAUAUCAUUACUGCGUACCCGGUCAUGAUCUUAAAUCGAUCUCCUGUGAGAGAAACCGACGCUGUGUUUACGCGGACCUUGUCAAACACUCUGAGGGUAUUACGUGAGACAGUGCCGGACAUGCUGAUCAUCUACCGGUCGUCGUCUAUUGGUCACCCCCACUGUGACGAUACAACCACAGGCGGUGCAAGUGACAAAGGUGGGCCUCUGGACCAGAGACUGACGGAUGAUCAGGAGAAGCUGCUGCCGUUUGGCUGGAGCGAGCUCCGGAGACGGAAUGCGAUGGCCAAGGCAAUGGUCGAGGCAGUCGGAGGCGUCUAUGUGGAUUUGGGAGCGCUGACGGAUGUCCGGCCUGAUGGACAUGUGGGAGGCCAGGAUUGCUUGAGAUAUUGUAUUCCAGGUCCAUUGGAUGCCUGGGUUCAGAUUCUCUACAAGUUGUUUUUGGAACUCGAAAAUCCGAAUAUCUGAGUCACACAAUUUCCAUGUGAAUAUAUAUAUAUAUAUAUAAAUAAGAUAUAUACAACACUGCAGUACGGUACAGUGCAACAUAGCACACAUGAAAAAUACCAAAUAUUUAUAUCUAUAUAUAAAGAAACAAAGAGAAAGACAGACAGACAGACAGACAGACAGACGGACACAAAGGGACUAUCUAUCUAUAUAAUAUAUAUACACGUCUUUAUACAUACCAUUCCAUACCAUUCCAUACGUACAUAUAAACAUACAAACAUGGAUAUAAAAAAAAAGGUUUUUAAGGGGGUGGUCAAUGUAUUUUUAUAAGAAGAAGCAGAAAACAUGAUGAAAAUCAAUGCUUCUAAUAAUAAUAAAGGCUGUUUAUUUAUUUAUCUACUGU